CCUCUUCACCCCAGCCCGUCCCCAAAUCUCCAAGCGCGAGCGACAACCAGCCCCGCCUCAACCCCCCGGCGCGUCUCCGACUCCAUGGCCCGCACCAAGCAGACGGCGAGGAAGUCCACCGGCGGCAAGGCGCCGCGGAAGCAGCUGGCGACCAAGGCCGCCCGCAAGUCCGCCCCGGCCACCGGCGGCGUCAAGAAGCCCCACCGCUUCCGCCCCGGCACCGUCGCGCUCCGCGAGAUCCGCAAGUACCAGAAGAGCACGGAGCUGCUCAUCCGCAAGCUCCCCUUCCAGCGCCUCGUCCGCGAGAUCGCCCAGGACUUCAAGACCGACCUCCGCUUCCAGUCCUCCGCCGUCUCCGCCCUGCAGGAGGCCGCCGAGGCCUACCUCGUCGGCCUCUUCGAGGACACCAACCUCUGCGCCAUCCACGCCAAAUCGGCAGCCAUGUCCGGGCGUGGCAAGGGAGGCAAGGGGCUCGGCAAGGGCGGCGCCAAGCGCCACAGGAAGGUUUUGCGCGACAACAUCCAGGGCAUCACCAAGCCGGCGAUCCGGCGGCUGGCGCGGAGGGGCGGCGUGAAGCGCAUCUCGGGGCUCAUCUACGAGGAGACCCGCGGCGUGCUCAAGAUCUUCCUCGAGAACGUCAUCCGCGACGCCGUCACCUACACCGAGCACGCCCGCCGCAAGACCGUCACCGCCAUGGACGUCGUCUACGCGCUCAAGCGCCAGGGGCGCACCCUCUACGGCUUCGGCGGCUAGGCCCGGCCGACGGUCGCAUGUCUCUCUCGCCGCCUGCAGAUUCGAAAAGCUUGAUGGAACCCCGACCUGUCUAGUUCGCUGUUUCCUGUGUAGCUCGCAUGUGUUUGUUGGAAAUCAAACUUCUCUCUGCA
Molecule: messenger RNA, 884 nt
Organism: Triticum urartu
Lineage: Eukaryota; Viridiplantae; Streptophyta; Magnoliopsida; Poales; Poaceae
Product: histone H4
Cellular component (GO): nucleosome
Molecular function (GO): DNA binding; structural constituent of chromatin; protein heterodimerization activity
Source: RefSeq, a predicted model, not a curated record